Messenger RNA from Ipomoea nil (Japanese morning glory), 7146 nucleotides. RefSeq lists its product as uncharacterized. Gene Ontology annotation, molecular function: ADP binding. The transcript is spliced from 15 exons. The record is from RefSeq and is a predicted model, not a curated record. Gene Ontology annotation, biological process: defense response to other organism. The coding region runs from base 98 to 6751 and encodes 2217 amino acids. Lineage: Eukaryota; Viridiplantae; Streptophyta; Magnoliopsida; Solanales; Convolvulaceae.
AUAUGGAAGAAUAGAAUAUGCACCUCUCACAUAUCACUUGCAUAAUUGCAUACAUUUCCUAUGUCUUCACUGUCUGUGAGAGAGAGAGCUGAAAGCAAUGACAAUAGUGGUGGACAAAGUGCUAGAGUCUCAGGUAAACCAGGGAGUAAACGCGUUGGUCGAAACUGUAGCAUACAAUGUGAAGUUGGUUCGUGGCAUCGAUUCUGAGAUAAAGGAUCUCACCUUCGACAUUGAAACGUUUAACGCCAGGCUUGUGGAAGCUUCCAAGAACUCAUGGGCCAGUGAUCACCACGUUUUGAGAGUUGUUGUCAAUAAAUUCAGAAAUGUUGUGAAUGAAGCGCAGGAUACAAUUGCCGACUACGUUGCACUGAAGGGGAAGCAUGUUGACACACUCUUCUCAAAAUGUUUGGAUAAGAUUCCAUUUUGUGGAAAGAUCAAUCAUUUAGCGAGCGAGAUCCAGUCCAUAAGGGCUAAGCUGGCUAUGAUUCGGCAAGAGCACGGACAAGAACUUCUACAACUCAUGAAGUACAAAAUCAAUGAACAAAACGAGGGUCUGCUAACUUUCCAGGUUCGACCAAUAGUAGAGGAAAACAAGGUAUUUGGAUUUAAAAAGGAUUUGGAAAUCAUAGAGGGCCGUUUCAUUGAGGCAUCCAAUAAUUUUAUUGUCAUCCCAAUUGUGGGGAUAACUGGAUCUGGAAAAACUAUAUUUGCCUCGAAGAUUUUCGAAGACCAAAAAUGCAUUCAUCAAAAUUUCAACAACUACAUUUGGGUUAAUGUUUCACAAGGUUUUGAUAUAAAACAUAAAUUCAUUGACAUCAUCUAUCAAAUUACCAGCCGUAGAGAGGACAUUAGCAUGAUGAAUGAAGAAGGGUUGGCCCGUGAAAUAUAUGAACUUCUAAAGGAUGAAAUGUACUUUGUUGUAUUGGAUGAUGUACGGAACAAAAAAGAUUGGGAUUCUUUUAAAGUUGUAUUCCCUACAAACUUGAAAGGAAGUAGGGUGUUGGUGACCUCCCCAUAUGGCAAUGUCGUUGAUUCUAAUUGGAAAUCUCAUAAUUUAGGAAUGUUAAGCAAUGACCAAGGUUGGUUGCUGUUGAGAAAUAGUGCUUUUGGUACAGACGAAUGCAAUGAGAAAUCAUUAGAGAAUGUGGGGAAAGAAAUAGCAAAUAAAUGCAAUGGAUUACCCCUAGCUCUAGUAGCGGUAGGUGGUAUGCUACGUCAACGUAGGAAUAUUGCUGACUGGAAACGGAUUGUUGAAAAUCCAUUUUUAGAAAUUAAUCGAGAAGGUCAAAUCUACCGUGACCGAGUAAAAAUGACUUACAAUGAUUUGCCUGAUGAGAAGUUGAGAAAUUGCUUCCUAUAUUUUGCAUAUUUUCCCAUAGGACACAAGAUUGUUGUUUGGAAGUUGUUUCGUUUGUGGAUUGCUGAAGAAUUCAUUCGAACAAUAGAUGAGCAGGGGUAUGCUUUAGAUGCAGAAGUUGAGGCUCAAAAAUAUUUGAAUGAUCUCGUGGAUAGAAAUCUUGUGGUGGUGGCAGAACCAAGAAUAAAUGGGCAAAUAAAAACUUGUUGUAUACCCGACACAUUGCAUGAGUUUUGCAAAAGUGAAGCUGCAAGGAUAAAUUUGUUCCAUGUAGUGGAUGAGGGUCAAAGAUUAGAUGAGAAUACUUCUUCAAUUCAUGAUAAUAUUUCUUCAACUCGCCGUCUUUGUUUCUACUCCUUUGAUGUCCUCAUCAAACACUACAGCCAAGAGAGGAGGACUAGUUUAUGCCCAUUUGGCAAACAUAUCCAUUCUUUGUUGUUGUUUUCCUCACAAAAGGGUCAAACUUAUUUUAGUAAAGAGCAAUUAGCAAUCAUCCCAAACACCUUUCCACAUCUUAGGGUGUUGAACAUUGAAUUCUCCAUUGAGCUUGAUAAGGUCCUACCGAAUGAGCUUGAUAAGGUCCUACCAAAUGAGCUUUAUAAUUUACAUCUCCUUAGGUAUCUUGCCAUCAAAAGCGAUCUCAAUUUCCUCCCCAAAUCAUUCAAAAAUCUUUGUGGAUUGGAGACUUUAGUGAUCGAAACCACAUCAUGGACACUACAAAUUGAUGAAGGCAUAUGGAACAUGAAAAAGUUAAGGCAUGUGCACACCAAUACCUCUUUGCAAUUACCACCCUUUCCUCGAAAAGGAAGCACAACCAACUCUGCAGGAAAAGACAUCCGCACACUUUCUUCAAUAUCGCCAACAAAUUGCUCAACAGAGAUCUUUCGGAAGAUCCCCAACCUCCAAAAAUUAGGUGUUCGUGGGGAUUUAUCAAAAUUUAUAGAGGAAUCGGAAAUAAGUUGUUCAUUCAAAGAGUUAAAAUGCCUUGAAAACUUGAAGCUCUAUGGCCAAUAUGCUAAAGUGUUAACGUUCCCAAGCGGAAUCGUUGAUGCAAGUAGGCUAAAAAAGUUGAGCUUCUCCGGCACACUGUUUGAGUGGAAAGAUAUGGCAGUAUUGGGGAAGUUGGAGGAGCUUGAGGUGCUGAAGUUGGAUGACUAUGCAUUCAAGGGGGAGAGUUGGGAACUAAGCAAUGAUGUUGUUUUCAAACGCCUUCAAUAUUUACGCAUUGGAAGGACGAACCUAAUAACUUGGAAGUUGACCACAGAGAAUAGCUUUCCGGCUUUACGAAGUCUAAUCCUUCGAAACUGUAGCUCUCUAAAAAAAAUUCCAGAAGCUUUUGCUAAUGUUCAUACCCUUGAGGUGAUGGAAUUGUUUCACAUGAGUGAAAAUGCUGUUCAGUCUGCAAAAGAGGUCAAAGAAAAGCAGCUCGAAAACUGUGGAUUCCAGCUCCUCAUACCCCCUAAAAUGGGAAAGGGACCAAUGAUGGUAGGCACGAUGAUAGAGAAAGCGGUAAAGGAAAUGGUUGAAUUUGUAGAGUGCUGUAGUGAUUGGAGUGGUGGGCCUCCUGGCUUAUAUUCAGAGUUAAAGGAUAUGAGCUUGGAAAUCCAAACGUUUAAUGCCAGGCUCCAUGAAGCUUACAAGAAUUCAAUUGCAUCUCUCGAUGUUUUGAUGUUGAAAAGCUUUCAAAAUAUUGUGAAUGAAGCCCGGGAUGCGGCUGUGAAAUGCAUCUUUCUAAAAAUUUCCAGUACUCUACUCACAAAGUUUUUGGUACUAAGAUAUAAGAGAAAUGUCAAAUCUUGUGCGAGUGAAGUCCAGUCUGUUAGGUCAAAGAUGAUUAUGUUUCGCCAACAACACGAAAAUGACAUUCAAUUCCUCACGAAAAUGUGCUGGCGCAAUGUUCUGCUACCAACUGUCGAGAUAGGUGGACCGCAAUUGAUUGAGAAAGUAAAGGAAUUGGUAAACAGGCUAGUCCAAACCGUAGAAGACAAUAGUAAUGUCAACCUGGUUUUUGACAUUAUUAUGGAGAAGUCUGAGAUAGAGGACAUGACCUUCCAAAUCAAAACAUUUAGUGAGAGCUUGAUGAAAGCUAGCAUGAGCCCACUCGCCAAAGAUGAACACCGUGUUUGGAGACUAAUAGUAAACAAAUUCGUAAAACAUGUGCGUGAAGCCGAGGAUGCGGCUGACAACUACUUUGCACAGGAGAAGAAGUAUGGAUUGGCAAAAGCUUUUGAUAAGAUUCGGCUUUGUGGAAAGCUCAAUAAUGUUGCGAGUGAGAUCCAGUCCAUUAACAAAAAAGUGAAAACCCUUAGCGAAGACCACAAAGAAGACCUUCGACGCCUCCAGGAGGACUACAACAAACGUAGUAGUGGUCUGCCACUUCCCAAGGUUCGCGAAAACAAGAUGGUUGGCUUUAAUGAUGAUUUGAAAACCAUAAAAACUCAAUUAAUGGAAGCAUCCGAAGAUUUUUUUGUCAUCCCAAUUGUGGGGAAUGCUGGGACAGGAAAAACUACAUUUGCCUUGAAUGUUUUUGAAGACCUGGAAAUCCAGGAAUAUUUCACCCAUUGUGUUUGGGUUCAUGUUUCACGAGGCUUUUGCAGAAAGCAAAAAUUCAUUGACAUUCUGCAUCAAAUUUCUAACCAAACGGAAGACUUUAGCACGGUGUUAGAAGAUGUGUUGGAAGCUACAAUAAAGAAAAUAUUAGAUGAGGGUGAAAGAUACUUGAUUGUAUUGGAUGAUGUGCGGGAAAAAGAAGAUUGUGAUUCUUUAAAAGUUGCAUUCCCUACAAAUAUGAAAGAGAGUAGAGUCCUGGUAACCACUUGGAGUGGUAAUGUAGUUGAUUCUACCUGGAAAUCUCAUAGUUUAGGAAAGUUGAGCAAUGAUGAUGGUUGGUUGCUAAUAAAAAACAAUGUGUUUGGUAUAGAGGGAGGGUGUGACACAUUAAUUGAAGAGCUUGGGAUAAAAAUAGCAAAAAAGUGCAAUGGAUUACCACACGCUCUAGUACUAGUAGCUGGUAUCCUAGGUAUAACUCAUGCUUUACCACCUGCUUGGCAACGAGUGGCGGAUUAUCAGCUUAUUGAAAUUAACGAAGAAGACCAAAGCUACCUUGAGCUAGUAAAGUUGAGCUACGAUGAUUUGAAUAAUGAGUGGUUGAAAAAAUGCUUCUUAUAUUUUGCAUAUUUUCCCAUGGGACAUGAGAUUGUUGCUUGGAAGUUAAUUUGUUUGUGGAUUGCUGAAGAAAUCAUUCCAAAAGGAUAUGAUGAGAACCUUUUAGAUCAAGAAGUUGAAGCUUCAAAUUAUUUGAAUGUUCUUGUUAAUAGAAAUCUUGUGAUGGUGAAGAAAAGAAGCGCAGAUGGUCAAAUAAAAAUAUGUUGCAUUCAUGACACAUUGCAUGAGUUCUGCAGAAGUGAAGCUGAAAGGAUAAAUUUAUUCCAUGUAAUGGAUGAGGGGCAAAGAUUAACUGCAAGAAUUUAUUUCGAUCGUCUUUGUUCCUACUACACUAUGAACAUAUUUGAUGUAGAAAACAAUCCAUCUGAUUCAUUCUCCAAUCUCUUCAACAAAAGGAGAGGUCCACGUCAAGAUGGUAAAUAUGUUACAUCUUUGUUGCUGUCUUCCUCACAAAAGAGUGAGAUUCAUUCGACGCCAGAGCAGUUGGAAACCAUCCUAAAAAACUUUGAAGAUCUUAAGGUAUUGAAUAUUGAAUCCCUCAAAUUUAGCUCGCUGCCAAAUGAGCUUUAUUUCCGAAGCAAAAUCAGGUAUCUUGCAAUAACAGCUGAUAUCAGUUCCCUCCCCAAGUCAUUUGAAAAUCUUGGUGAAUUGGAGACUAUGGUGAUCAAUACCACGGAACCAAGGUUACAAAUUGAUGGAGGCAUAUGGAACAUGGAAAAGCUAAGGCAUGUCCACACCAACACCUCUAUGCAAUUACCCAGCUCCCCUCCCAAAAAUAGCUCUAGAGGAACAAACAUCUGCACACUUUGUACAAUAUCACCAGCAAGUUGCACAAGCGAGAUCUUCAACAAGACCCCAAAACUCCAAAAAUUAGGUGUUCGGGGGAAUUUAUCAGAACUAUUUCUUGAGACAAAGCAAAAAGUUUGUUUAAUCAACAAUCUUCAAAUGCUAAAAUGCCUCAAAAACUUGAAGCUUCAUGGCAACUCUGAGAAAGUAGAGUUGAAGGUCACAGUGUUUGAUAAGUUUUUGAGAAGGCUAAGAAAGUUGACCUUGUCUGGUACAUUGUUUCAGUGGGAUGAUAUGACUGUAUUGGGAUCACUGGAGGAGCUUGAGGUGCUCAAGUUGGAUGACAAUGCGUUCUCAGGGAAACUUUGGGAUCUAAACAGUGAUGUUAUUUUCAAAGGGCUUAAGUAUUUGCGCAUGGGUAAGAUGAACCUCAUAACUUGGACAGCUGUGGACUCAGAUAAAAGCUUUCCAGUUCUUGAAAGCCUGAUUCUCAGGAAUUGUAUUUCCCUGCAAAAUAUUCCAGAGGAUUUUGCUAAUGUGGACAACCUUAAAGUGAUGGAACUGUAUAACGUGUGUGAAAGAGUGUCUGAUUUUGCAAGAGAGAUUUGUGUGAAAAGGCAUGGCAAAACAAAUGUCAAAAUAAAUGCAUUCAACGUCUUCAUCACUCCUCUUCAGUCACAAGCAACGGAACAUAAUCAAGAAUAUGGUGAGGUAAAUGUCAACACCAAUGGAUUUGAGCACCCCAACACUUCUACUUUGUCAGAAGAAAUUCUACAUAAGCAAUCAAAAGGGAAGGAAAAAGUCAACAUCAGUGAAUCCGAUCACCCCAACAUCUCUACUUCAUCACAAGGAAUCGUACAUAGCCCUGCAUAUGAGAAUGAAUAUGUCAACACGAGUGGAUUCGACUACCUUAGCACCUCUAUUUUGUCACAAGAAAUUUCGCCGAGCCACAGUCCAUCGCAUAAAGUGACUGGCGAGAUGGUGAGAACCAUAUAUCCGUCUUACGAGUUUACACCGACUGACGGCUUUGCAAUGGACGGGUGUUAUCCGACUGGCAAGGAGGGAGUAACCGACGACGAGCAGUGGCGAAGCCACAGUCCAUCGUUUAAACCGACUGGCGACCUGGUACAUAAGCAAUCAAAUGGUGAGGAAAAUGUCAACACCAAUGAAUCGCACAUAAGCAAUCAAAUGGGGAAGAAAAUGUCAACACAAGUGGAUUCGACCACCCCCAACACCUCUACGUAUUCACCAGAAAUAGCACAUAAGCAAUCAAAUUGGGAGGAAAAUGUCAACAUCAGUAAAUUUGACAACCCCAGCACCUCUACUUCAUCACAAGAAAUCGUACAUAAGCAAUCAAUUUGGGAGGAAAAUGUCAACACCAGUAGAUUCGACCACCCCAACACCUCUACGUUGUCACAAGAAAUAGUUUCUGAUGAUGAUUAAUUGUUCGAUCAGCUAUGUCAAUUGCUUUUUUGAAAUAAAAAGAAUUAAAGUUGAUUCGUUUCCUUUUCAUGAUGCAAAGAAUGCGUCUGUCAGUGAUCUAGAGAAUUCUGGUUGGAUGUUGGAUGAAUUCCCAAGCAAAGCAUGAGUGGAGCGAAUUAUUGAUGUUGAAAGCCAAUUAAGCUAAGUGUGUGUUAGUGAUUUCAUAUUGUUGAAUUCGGAGCUGAGAUUAUAUUUGUAUUUUCAAUUUGUGAUUACUUUCAUAUGGUAUUGUGGUAUGUAGUCAAUUAAGGAGUGAAUGUUAUUUAUCGUUUUUGUUUCAUGUACUGCAUAUUUGUCUUGACAGUAUGACAUGUACUGCAUGUUACUGAAAUAAAUUACACACACUUUAAACGUUU